Molecule: messenger RNA, 1767 nt
Organism: Sphaerodactylus townsendi
Lineage: Eukaryota; Metazoa; Chordata; Lepidosauria; Squamata; Sphaerodactylidae
Gene: TMED9
Product: transmembrane p24 trafficking protein 9
Exons: 5
Coding region: 81-755 (224 amino acids)
Biological process (GO): Golgi organization; COPI coating of Golgi vesicle; intracellular protein transport
Cellular component (GO): Golgi apparatus; COPII-coated ER to Golgi transport vesicle; endoplasmic reticulum
Source: RefSeq, a predicted model, not a curated record
GCUUUGUAGUUUCUCUCGGCGAGGGCAAGCCUUUUGCUCUAGCAAUUACGUGGCUUGAGGGUGUACGAAGGCGCGGUGCGAUGGCGGCUGUGGAGUGCUGGUCGCGGGUGCUGUUGCAGCUCCUGGUGGUGUUCGGGAUUGCAUCGCCUGGGUGGGGUCUCUAUUUCCACUUGGGCGAGACCGAACGCAAGUGUUUCAUCGAGGAGAUCCCGGACGAGACCAUGGUCAUCGGGAAUUACCGGACACAGCUGUAUGAUAAGCAAAGGGAGGAAUACCUGCCUGCAACUCCGGGACUAGGCAUGUUUGUGGAAGUGAAGGAUCCUGAUAAAAAGGUGGUGCUGUCCCGACAAUAUGGCUCAGAGGGCCGGUUCACCUUCACGUCACACACACCUGGAGACCAUCAGAUCUGCCUGCAUUCCAAUUCCACCAAGUUUUCUCUCUUUGCAGGGGGCAUGCUGCGGGUCCACCUUGACAUCCAGGUUGGUGAACAUGCCAAUGACUAUGCUGAGAUUGCAGCCAAGGACAAGCUAAGUGAACUGCAGUUGCGUGUGCGCCAGCUUCUGGAGCAGAUAGAACAGAUCCAAAAAGAACAGAACUACCAAAGGUGGCGAGAGGAGCGCUUCCGGCAAACCAGUGAGAGCACGAACCAGCGGGUUCUGUGGUGGUCCAUUGUCCAGACCCUCAUCCUUGUCGCCAUUGGAGUCUGGCAGAUGAGGCAUCUCAAAAGUUUCUUUGAGGCCAAGAAGCUGGUGUAAAAGGGUGGUGAUGUCAGCAAAGGGCCUGCAUCUUCCCCAGGAGCAGUUCCUGGCGCUUCAGGUGGUUGCACUGGUCCUCCUUCUCGCCUCAAUCAGCCUUUCCUCAAGACAAUUGUUGUCCAAGAUCUGUGUCAUCUACCUCUCUCUGCCUGUCUCCCUCCCACCACUUCCUCAUCUCAGCCUGCUGUGAUUCCAACACAGUGUUGCCCCUUGCAAAGCGUUAUUCUCUCCAGACAGUUGGGGAUUAUUUGCUGCUGAGGCACCUUCAGUUUUUUAAUACUAUGUGAGAAAUUCUUGGGAAGGACCCUAUGUGCAGCAUUUCCUUUUGCUGAAAAAGGGUCACUUGUCCAAGCUGAGGUCUGACCUGGAUGGCCCAGCCUAGCUGAAUCUGUCAAAUCUCAGAAACUGAGGAGGACUUUGGGUGGGAAACCACUGAGGAAGUCUAGGGGUGCUAUGCAGAGUCAGGCAAUGACAAACUAUCUCUGUUCAUCUCUUGCCUUGAAAACCCUUUGGGGCUGUCAUUAGUUAGGUACAAUUUGAUGGCAACUUCUGCCACCGUCACCCAAGUUAGACUCCACUGUAUAGGGCACUUGGGAUACCUUCUUUAGCCAGCAUUUCAAAUAUCAUAAGCCAAGAAAAUGAUGCCAGUUUUGUGUCCUGCUGAACUUUUACUGGCUGUGAUUUCUUGCCACUACCAGCCUGCAGCUCCAAGAGAAAGCGCUAAAUGAAGAUAUCUGGACUUUCUGUUCACAGUCUUCUUCUGCCCAGUGUAUUCAUAAUGUGAAUAGAAUGCAAAUUAUUUUGUGAUUGCCUGCUAUGCUAAGAGGCAAUAUUGGGAUUAUUUCUAAAAUACUGUUUGUGUGUGUAUGUGUGUGUGUUGGGAAUGGAGGGAGAGAGGCAAAUGUGAUAACCACUGAGAUAUUCAUCAGGAGCUAAGUAUUAAAAUUUACUUGAUUUUCUUUAUGUCUUCCUCCUGUUGUUUGACAGAAUUAAAUGAGUUUUUCUUGUUAAA